Epithele typhae is the source of this 726-nucleotide messenger RNA. RefSeq names its product ras-domain-containing protein. Gene Ontology annotation, molecular function: GTP binding; GTPase activity. The record is from RefSeq and is a predicted model, not a curated record. Lineage: Eukaryota; Fungi; Basidiomycota; Agaricomycetes; Polyporales; Epitheliaceae. Gene Ontology annotation, biological process: regulation of endocytosis. Gene Ontology annotation, cellular component: endosome. The transcript has 8 exons. Bases 1 to 726 code for a protein of 241 amino acids.
AUGGCGUACACAGACUACGAUGCGGACGCGACUGAGCUGCUCGAGACAUACGACUUCCUCAUGAAGUUCAUCAUAAUUGGAGAGGCGGGGUCGGGAAAGACCUGUUUGCUGCACCAUUUUACGCAUAACUCCUUCAAGGAACACUCCCAACACACGAUUGGAGUGGAGUUCUCGAGUCGGACCGUCAAGCUCGGUGAGAAACGCAUCAAGCUGCAGCUUUGGGACACGGCGGGGCAGGAGAGGUUCCGGUCCGUGACAAGGAGCUAUUACCGCGGGGCGGCGGGGGCGAUCCUCGUGUACGAUAUCACCAGCCGCGCUUCGUUUGCGAAGCUCGCCCGGUGGCUCGAGGACGCGAGGGCUCUGGGCAGCCCGCACCUGGUCACGGUCCUCGUUGGAAAUAAGUCGGACAGGGAGGAAGAGCGGGAGGUGGAGUGGGCAGAGGCGAGUCGGUGGGCGGCCGAACAUGACGUGCACUUCCUCGAAACGUCGUCGCUUUCUGGAGACAACGUCGAGGCGCCGUUCCUCCUCUGCGCACGGUCAAUAUUGCUCGCCAUCGAGGCCGGCACGCUCGACCCUGAGAAGGCAGGAAGCGGGGUGAGCUAUGGAGAUCGUGCGCUGCGCCGGGUGAACAGCUCGAGUCGACUGAGCUUUGGGAGCCUGAGCGGGCGUCGGAAGAGUACGACGGUCAAGCUGAGGGUGCCUGGGACGAGCGUGCGCUGUUGUUAG